This is a messenger RNA of Micropterus dolomieu (smallmouth bass), 4857 nucleotides long. RefSeq names its product ring finger protein 157 (gene rnf157). Gene Ontology annotation, biological process: protein ubiquitination. The coding region runs from base 878 to 2977 and encodes 699 amino acids. NCBI's taxonomy places the organism in Eukaryota, Metazoa, Chordata, Actinopteri, Centrarchiformes, Centrarchidae. The transcript has 19 exons. The record is from RefSeq and is a predicted model, not a curated record. Gene Ontology annotation, molecular function: ubiquitin protein ligase activity. Gene Ontology annotation, cellular component: cytoplasm.
UAAACGCAGUGUUGGACCAAUAUUCUGUCUUUGUUCCGUUUAGUUUCAUUAAAAAUAUACUAGCUAUUUCUCUUGAAUUAACGGGUGUUUUUCUACCUUAUCAAACCCAGAGUUCAUUGCUUUGACAUGUUUAACAGCUGGCCCUACUUGAAGCUUGUAAUAUAAUAGCUAGACUCUUCUUUAGUGUCGGUUGGCACACCAGCUUCAUGGCGACAGCAUUCCCCGUUGUUAGGUUAAAUUGUUAAGUUUUCACCGGCAUGUCCACUCAUGUCCGGAGGGGUAACGUUUCUUCUCCAGAGAGCCGUCCUCUCUGCACUGCAGUCAGCGCUACACACACACAUUUGGCGUAGGAAGGUCACGUUACAAAGCGGGUCGGCACUAGCUGCUGGAGAGAGGAGGACUGCGCAAAAACCACGGCCCGGAUUUGUGCCUGGCUGACGUCAUGUGGAGCCACAGACCUCUUUGACAGAAGCCAGCAAGGAGAAGCGCCGGGGACCAACAUCCAGGGGGCUGGGAGAUGUCGGCGAGCACAUCGCUGUUUUGAGCCACACACUCGCCCGCGAGGUGAAGCCAGGCACGGACAUUUCGCUUAGCUCGAUUGCGGUGCACCGCGAGAGCGCUUAUCCGAUAUUAAAGGGACGCGAGCGGCUGUUUUCUGCCUCAAAACGAGCCGCACUGUUGACCAGGGAGGGAUAAGCAGCCAGAAAACAACUACUAAUCCCCAGCACGGUCACAUUCACGGCGGGGCUCGGACCCGACAGAAAUGUACAGGGCAGCACGAACUGGAUUAAAUGAUAGGGAAUAAAGGAGACGCCGCGAACAAAGCGAGCCAGAAGUGUUAUGCCCGUUAACCCGUGUAGUCUUCAUUUGACUGGAAAUGGGAGCUUUAACAAGCAGACAGAACAUAGGCGUGGAAGAAGUGGACAUUCCGUCCAAUUCGGUGUACCGCUAUCCGCCGAAAUCUGGGAGUUACUUCGCGAGCCAUUUCAUCAUGGGGGGAGAGAAGUUUGACUCCACCCAUCCGGAGGGUUACCUGUUUGGGGAAAACACAGACCUUAACUUCCUGGGGACCAGACCUGUGGCGUUCCCGUACGCAGCCCCUCCACCUCAGGAACCAGUAAAGACAUUACGAAGCCUUAUAAACAUCCGUAAGGACACGCUGCGGCUCGUACGGUGCAGUGAGGACCUGAAGCUGCCAGGUGACGAGGCAGCGGGGAAGAACAGGGCCUGUUACAACAUAGAGUUCACCUUUGACGCCGACACACAGGUGGCCAUAACCAUCUACUACCAGGCCAUAGAGGAGUUUCACAAUGGAGUGCCAGUUUAUCUGCCCCAGGACAGCUCUCUGCAGUCUGAGACAGUACACUUCAAGAGGGGAGUCUGCCAGCAGUUCUGUCUGCCCUCACACACCGUCAACCUCAGCGAGUGGGCUGACGAGGAGCUGCUGUUUGAUAUGGACAAAGAAAUUUUCCCCAUGGUGGUGCAGGCUGUUGUAGACGAGGGGGAAGAACAUAUGGGCCACUCUCACAUACUGCUGGCCACGUUUGAAAAGCACAUGGACGGGAGUUACUGUGUAAAGCCUCUGAAGCAAAAACAAGUGGUGGAUGGAGUCAGUUAUCUACUGCAGGAGAUCUAUGGGAUAGAGAACAAAUACAACAGCCAAGAAUCAAAGGUUGCUGACGAUGAGAUCAGUGACAACAGUGCCGAGUGUGUGGUGUGUUUGUCGGAUGUGCGAGACACACUCAUCCUGCCGUGCAGACACCUGUGUCUCUGCAACGCCUGCGCAGACACUCUGCGCUACCAGGCCAACUGCUGCCCCAUCUGCAGACUGCCAUUCAGAGCUCUUCUGCAGAUCCGAGCCAUGAGGAAGAAGCUCAGUCCUCUGUCACCUACAAGCUUUAAUCCCGUCAUCACUUCACAGACCUCUGACUCAGAGGAACACUCGGCGUCAGAGCACAUCCCGCCGGGCUACGAGGUGGUGUCUCUCCUGGAGGCGCUGAACGGCCCCCUCAACACCUCCUCAGUGGCUCCUCCUCCUCUCCACUCGGGUCCCAGCCACGUCACAGGAACACUGCCCCCGUACAGCAAUGAGCCUCACCCGGCACCGGCCCGCUCCCUCUCCCCGCUAGACCACUCCAACUCCAGUCAGGGACUCAAACUCAAGAAGAGUGGUUCGAAGUCCCUUUCCCAGAACUCCUCUGUACUUCCAGAGGAGGAGGAUGAGAAGUCCUGCAGUGAAUCGGAGGCCUGUCGCCACAAACUCGCUGUGGACCAGCAGGAGAGCGGAGUCACUCCAGACAGUGAGAACCUGACUCUGUCCUCGUCUGGAGCCAUCGACCAGUCAUCUUGCACCGGGACCCCGCUCUCCUCCACCAUCACCUCCCCUGAAGACCCAGUGAGCUGCAGCCUGGUCCAGUCAGUGAUGUCCAUGGCUUCGUCCCACUCGCAGCACUCCCACAUCAGCACUGACACCAUGUCCUCCAUGUCAGGGUCCUACCUGGCCGGGGCCGAAGGCGAGGCCGGGGGGGACGAUGGGGGAGACGUGGAGGGCGAGGAGAACCAGGACGCCCCCAUGGAGAGCCGAGGACCAUCGCAGCAGGAAGGGGAGUUUUCCCAGGAGCCAAAGGAACAAAACUACUCCGUGGCUGUAGAGGAGCAGGACUCAGAGGGAAACGAUGUCACUGAAGAGGACUGCUCCUCCCCGUCCAAUGGGAAAGGUGGGUGGAGCAGGUGUCCAGAGUUGGCCAAUAACAAUCAGGGCGUCGCCCUCUGUGACACGCCCUCUUUGGGGUUGGAUAAUGAGCAGGCUCCCGACAGCCGAUUCGCCGGUCUGAUGUACCUCGGGGGCUACAGGCCUGUUUUGGAGCCCCACCCCCACCACACCUCCACUAGCAAUAUCAAUCUGGAGGAGCAGGGGGCAGAGAACCGGGACAGACAGAGUCCUAAACAUCCCCGCCGCGGACCACUCAUUGUGUAACACACUCAAACAAAGCCACACACAAAAACACACAGACUUCUCCGUCCAGAGUUUUUACCCUGCUAUAGUGCUGCAUUGCUGGAUACUGUCCUCGCAGAACAGGGAACCCCCCCCCCUUCCUCCUCCUCCUCCACCUUUCUGAACAUUUCCCCGGAUCGAUUGAUUGUCGUUGCUGGCGCUGAAACUCCUCUUUGAGUGGAAAGAGGAGGGAAGAGGAACAGAACGGCAUCACCAGUCUUGUCGUCUGUGCACUUUUAUCUCACAGGAUUUUCUUUUUUUUUUUGUCUGUGAUCUAACUUUUUGUGGCAAUGAUUACCCUACUGCUACAUUAUUAUUUAUUACCUGUAGGUCUAACCAAUGAGAGCUGUGUAUUAUGACACUGUCUCUAGAAAAACACAUGCUGCUCCUCUCCUCUCCUCUUUCUUUCCUCUCCUCUAUUACCAGCCAAACAGUCAGGGGCUACUGUGAUCGGCAAUCUGAUUUAUUACUAAUGUACUUCUUCUUCUCUGUUAUAAACUGUAUGUUGAAUGAGUGGUUAGACACUAUAUAUAAAAGUCAGCUCACACCGGACUACCUUACCUUAGUGAACUUGAAUGCGCUGACUCCUCUCCUUCGGAUCAGGGAGCUCCCGUCUCAACUUCGCAUGCAGCUUUCAACUUCUGCUGAUGUUUUCCCUCUCAUUCCCGCCCACGAUUUUCAAACACCUCUGCUGAAUGUGAAUACAGAAGUGGUCAAACUUGCAAGGUGGCGGACGAGCCAAGAAAUUGCAGUGAAAAUGAAAUGUUACACAGAAUGUAAGACGAUGAACACAGAUCUCUCAGAAUGGGAAUGUACAUGAUUGAAAUGGUCACCUAAACUGGAUUUAAACAAAAACUUUGAACCCUAAACUGGUUCUCCAGACACGCAUUACCCCCACCACCGUCCACCCCCCACCCCACCACCACCACCACCACACCAUCCUCUCCUUUUACAGCUCCAUCUUAGCAUGUCAGUAUUAUUGUAGUGGGACUGGAAAUCUGCAAGUACCACCAAGCAAUAAAGACGCUGAAGCUGCAUCUCCUGCAGGAGGACACUCAUUUGCAGUUCAAACAAAAACUGUGUUUGCACUCGCCUGUUACAUUCAAAUUCAGACAUUUCAAUGUGUUUAAUUGUUAUUCAUCAUACAGUGAAUUUGAAAACCUAAAUGUGAGAUUUAGGCCACAUUGGUUAGCUGGCAUUUUGUUCAUCCUCAUAUUUCCCAUUAUUAUAACCCCGAUGUGCUCUUUUCUCCUUAUUUGUGAAGCUUUCAGUUGUUUUGGUUUUGUAUAACUUUAAUGUAUAGCUCACCUGUUGAUGUUCUUCGUUUCUGGGUUUUAAUUUGUUGCAAAACACUGUGUCGUUUAUUAGAAUGUGGAUGAAUAUAUGUGAACAAUUUGUAAAGGUUUACACACUUGCGCACACAGGCGUGCUAGAUUAACUGAAAAGGGACAAUAUCAACAUUUAAUGCACUAUUAGCUGUUUCCUAGACGACACACUUUGCGGUGCAUGAGGCGAUAGUAGAGUAAGCAUGUUAGUCUAGGUCAGCCUGCACCCUCCUGUAGAAUACUUGAUGAUGGAUCACUGCACACACAUAAAGCCGUACCAUUUCUUUUUGCAGUGUUAUAUAUCGGUUGCUGGCUCCUUAUUCCCUUGACCCAAACUGUUAAGGUCAAGAGUAAUGCACUACUAUAUCCAAGCUGCAAACAGUCAUGUGAUCACAGUCCGAAUGUGUAGAUGAAGCCGCUCUUUGGCACCAGUCGCAGUAUGAUAUCAAAGGAAUGGGUCCUGACCCCACUUUUUCUAGACUUACGAGUGAAAAUGUCAAAGAAAACAUCAAUCGGACAAUAAAGUUUUUGCAUCUA